Rotaria socialis is the source of this 1437-nucleotide messenger RNA. Lineage: Eukaryota; Metazoa; Rotifera; Eurotatoria; Philodinida; Philodinidae. The record is from the annotation of a GenBank genome assembly.
AUGAAUCCAUACUCUCCUAUGUUCACUAGCGCACCCUUUCGUAGUGUGAACCAAACAAGCCAAGUAAUCGCACACAUUGGACGAACACAAAUACAAGCGCUAUUAAACAAAGAACAUGCACAGACGUUAUUAUACAUAGACACACCAGGAGACUUCAUAAUCGAACGCAGUUUGUUUAAGAUUCGAAUGAUGAAUUCGAAUCGAAAUGUACUGCGUCCAACACAUAACCGACUUCCGCUGACAGAUGUAUCAUCAGAUAAAAUAUUUAUUAAUACAAACAAGACAAAAUUAUGUACUAAUUUUUCGUUACACCAACAAGAGAAUGUGAUUCCAAUAUCAUCAAGGCCAAUUCUAACAGCAGCACGUUCAAUAAAAAAACAUCUCAUACAGAUCAAUGAUGAUAAUCGAAUGCAUAUUUCGCCAAUGGUUACAACCAUUAGUAAGGCAAAUAUUGUCGUUUUACCAAAACAAACAGUAUUUGAAGAAAAAACUCGUGAACAGCUGGAACAGGAGCUAUACGAGCUACCUGAUUAUCGUCAAACAAUUUUUGAACAUUUAAAAUCAGUAGAGCAUAUUUAUGCUCCUAAAAUGAACUUUAUGGAAUAUCAAUCGGAUAUAAAUUCGGCAAUGCGUACAAUACUUGUCGAUUGGCUGAUUGAAGUAGCCGAUGAAUACAAACUAAACGAUGAAACACUUUUUCUGUGUGUACAAUAUGUUGAUCGGUUUUUAUCAACAGUUAAUGUAACACGAUCAAAAUUACAAUUAGUUGGUACAACUUGUAUGUAUGUGGCAUCGAAAUACGAAGAAAUGUAUCCACCAGCAUUAGAUGAGUUUUCAUUCAUUACAGACAAUACAUAUGAAACAAAACAUAUACUUCGGAUGGAACAAAUUGUAAUGAAAAUGCUCAAUUUUUCUCUUUCUGGACCUACAUGUUAUACAUUUGUACAAUAUUACUUGACAUUUUUUAAACCAACAAUAUCAACUAAAGAUGGUGAUAAUGAUUAUAAAUGUUUAAUGAUGUUGACAAGUUAUUUAUGUACACUAUCACUGUUACAAGAUCGUCCAUUUUCAUCAUACCGUUCAUCGACGAUAGCAGCUAGUUGUCUUCUCUAUGCUAAUCGUCUUUUGAAAACUGACGCAAUAUGGACAAAUCGUCAUAUACAAAUAACAUCCUAUACGCAACGUGAUUUAAAUGACUGCGUAUUUGCAAUUGGCGAACUUUAUAUGAAAACAUUUCAUCAAGAUCAAGCAACAUUAAGUAUACUUCGGCGUUAUUUAAAAAAUAAAAAAGACAAUGAACAUUAUGAACGUCGAGUUAAAGAAAUCAUACAUGUCUCAUUAUCGAAAAUAGGCAACGAAGGUGACAAUGAUGAAGUAAUUGAUUUAACAUUUGAUGAUAUUGAUGAAGAAAAUAUGAGUAUGGAACAUCAUCGAUAA